This is a messenger RNA of Aspergillus versicolor CBS 583.65, 2034 nucleotides long. Its product is annotated as Zn(II)2Cys6 transcription factor. Gene Ontology annotation, biological process: DNA-templated transcription; positive regulation of transcription by RNA polymerase II. Gene Ontology annotation, molecular function: sequence-specific DNA binding; DNA-binding transcription factor activity, RNA polymerase II-specific; zinc ion binding. Gene Ontology annotation, cellular component: nucleus. Lineage: Eukaryota; Fungi; Ascomycota; Eurotiomycetes; Eurotiales; Aspergillaceae. The coding region runs from base 1 to 2034 and encodes 677 amino acids. The transcript is spliced from 5 exons. The record is from RefSeq and is a predicted model, not a curated record.
AUGGCGGAGAGUCGGCAAAGACAUCGAAACCCCGGCCAAGCUGCCACAGCAACCCCCCAGAAGAGGCCCAUUGCUUGCUACCGGUGCCAUUCACAGAAGAGCAAGUGUUCAGGCGAGAAACCGUGCUCGAGGUGUCGAAGGACUGGAUACGCCGCCCAGUGUAGAUAUGCAGAUCGCGACCGCAAAGUCCGUGUUGGUGAGAAGUAUCUUGAGCAGCUGAUAGAAGACAGCAGAGAACUUGAUAAACUCCGAAAUGGGGGAUCACAGCACAAUACAUGCGCCGAAACCGCCGACGCUGCUGAUAACCGACAGCAUGAGAGUAGUCCACCGACAGCCCAGAAUUAUACCGGAGAGGCGUCGUGGUUCCAAUCUGAAGAUGCCUCUGUUCUUCCAAUAUAUACCAGCGGGGCUUCCUGCCUCGUCUUUGCCUCUCAGCUGUGUCAAUGCCUCAAGACCACUGACUCGCCAGCGUUGCAUAUUCCGCGAUGGAAUUACACCGAUGAAUCGACCUUGAACCUUGCAUUGCACGCCGAUAUCAACUGGCCAAGUCCGGCCUAUGCACAUUUACUUGUUAAGACGGCGCUUGGUCAUAUUAAUCCUGCAUUUCACCUAGCGUUGAGAAAGGACACCGUCGACGUGCUUUCAAGUGUUUAUCAAAAAGAAAGCUUCGACGACUCUAUAUUGAAAUGCAAGUACUUUGCCUUAUUUGCCAUAGGACAGGUCUACUCAAUGUCAAAUGGCCGCGGUAAUACGUCUUAUAUUCCUGGAACAGGGUAUUUUGCUCGCUCUCUGGAUCUCAUCCAGGUAAUCCCAGAGAGACCGAGCAUGUUACAUAUUGAGAGUCUACUCCUCUUGGCGUAUUUUUGUCAAUUCUUGAAUAGAUUCCACUCCGCCUAUAUACUCAUAGGAAAUGCACUCCGGCUGGGUCUUAGUGCUGGCCUAAACCACAACCUCCCCAGGACCCAGAACAUAAGUGCAAAAGAUCGCGAGCACCGAGUCAGGAUCUGGUGGUCUAUCUAUGUGCUCGACCGUUUCUGGGGUUCCAAGUCCGGGUUUCCUGUACAGAUUCACGACGAUGAUAUCCACGUCGAUCUACCGUCCACUCAAAUUGACGAUGGCCAAUUUUCAGAUAGCGCAUACCAGACUGCGACUAUAGAACUUGCUCGAAUGACAGGAGACACGACGAAAGAGAUAUACGGGCAGAGAAAACAUAACGACUGCUUUCUGCAACGUGAACAGAGGCUUCUGACCCAGCUGAAGGCUUGGGUGGAAUCUCUGCCUGAACAUCUGAAGCUGAAGCCGGAUACGGCCAACCCUAAACACACUGUCCUCAUGCAUCUGCAGUUUAGCUUCAUUGUCACAUUGACAAUUCGUCCUGUCUUGCUUAAUUUGCUGACCCGCCACUUGAAGAAGCGCCCCUCCUUCAGCGACGAUGUCACUCCUGUUUUAACUACACUGGGUGAAGCAUGCAUCCACGUUGCACGAUACUCACUGAAGUUAUGUCAGGAUGAGUGGACCAGUGGGUCAAUUGCGAUAUUUGGAUACGCCUUCCCAGUUUUCAUAUUCUCUUCUUCAUUGGUCUUGAUAGGAUCAAGCCUUUUGCCUAUAGGAAGCGCAGGCGAUCUUGCAUCUGCAGAAACCGGAAUCGAGAUGCUCCGGGUUCUAAGCGAGUCAAAUAACCUGGCUGCCAAGGACUUGCAUGGGAAGCUUCAGUUUGUUCGAGAGUGGCUGGAGAAUUACCGAAAUUCGACCGAAAAUGCCCAGAACCACCACCUAAAUCCCACAGUGAUACUACGUGAUGAUUGCAAUGUAUCAAAUAAUAAUCCACCUGUCGAUGGAUUUCCAAUAAACACUGCCGAGCCAUCUAUAUUUCCGAAUCUGGAUAUCAGCGCUAGCAUGGCUCUUCACAGCUCCACGAUGGAAGAAUUCCUGACGCAGCCUGUUUCAAUUGCCGGGCCUACUGAUAUGGGCGAAUUUCCACUUGACUUUGACUCGACGUUUCUGUGGUUUGACGAUGCAUCUAUUACAGGGUGA